This is a messenger RNA of Arvicola amphibius (Eurasian water vole), 1521 nucleotides long. It is a transcript of the gene Bpifc, whose product is annotated as BPI fold containing family C. Bases 1 to 1521 code for a protein of 506 amino acids. The record is from RefSeq and is a predicted model, not a curated record. Gene Ontology annotation, molecular function: lipid binding. NCBI's taxonomy places the organism in Eukaryota, Metazoa, Chordata, Mammalia, Rodentia, Cricetidae. The transcript has 15 exons.
AUGAGAACAAAGCAGCUCCCAGUCCUCUGGGCAUGCUUCCUCCUGUGGAAUCUCGUCUCCUCCUCCCAGACUGCUAAUCCUGGAAUCAAGGCAAGGAUCACCCAGCGUGCACUAGACUAUGGUGUUCAAGUUGGGAUGAAGAUAAUGGAAGAAAUGGCGAAGGAAAUUGUCAUCCCAGAUUUGAAAGGCUCUGAAUCUCUUGAGUUCCUGAAGAUUGACUACGUAAAGUACAACUUUUCAAGCAUAAAAAUCAACGCCUUUUCGAUGCCAAAUACGUCACUGGCCUUUGUGCCUGGGGUGGGGAUCAGAGCACUGAGCAACCACGGCACUGCCAACGUCAGCGCCAACUGGGAAGUCAGGGCUCCGCUUUUCCAAGAUUCAGGAGCUGCUGACCUGUUUCUCUCUGGAAUUUAUUUUACUGGCAUCAUCGUCCUCGCCCGUAAUAAUGUUGGUCAUCCAGUCCUGGAACUCCAAGACUGCUAUGUCCAAGUGAGCCAUGCCCGAGUCUCAUUUUCUGGAGGCCUUAGUGUCCUGUAUAACUCCUUUGCUGAGCCCAUGGAGAAACCCAUUUUGAGGAAUUUGAAUGAAAUGCUCUGUCCCAUGGUCAUCAAUGAAGUGGAAGCCCUCAAUGUCAACAUCAGCGCCCUGGAGGUUUUAACCAAGAUUGACAACUACACUGUGCUGGAUUGCUCCCUGAUCAGUCCUCCAGAAAUCACGGAGAACCACCUUGACUUGAACUUGAAGGGUGCGUUCUACCCGGUGGAAAGCCUCGUUGACCCUCCCUUCCUACCAGCCCCCUUCGAGCUCCCACAGAGCAGGGACUCCAUGCUAUACAUUGGCAUCUCUGAGUAUUUCUUUAAAUCUGCAUCCUUUGCACACUAUGUAUCUGGGGCUCUUGGUGUCACACUGUCCACCAAGGAGAUUUCCAACUAUUUCAAUCAAAAUACCCAAGGAAUUGGCAGUCUGCUCUCCAAGAUUGCAGAGAUCUAUGUCCUAUCCCAGCCAUUCAUGCUGCAGAUCAUGGCCACGGGGCCUCCUGUGAUCAACUUACACCCCAACAAUUUCAGCCUGGAGUUCCCUGCUGCUGUCAUCAUGCUCACAGAACGGCAGAACUCCACCAUCGAGCCCAUUGUCUCCAUGGACUUUAUCGCUAGCACCAGUGUUGGCCUGGCUAUUUUGGGACAAAAACUGAUCUGCUCCUUGUCGCUGAACAGGUUCCGCCUCUCUUUGCCAGAGAACAGACAUAGAGAUGUGAAGGUCGUGAGGUUUGAGAAUAUCCUCUCUUCCAUUCUUCACUUUGGAGUCCUCCCUCUGGCCAACACAAAACUGCAGCAAGGGUUUCCUCUCCCCAACCCCUACAACAUCUCAUUCGUCAAUUCAGACAUUGAAGUUCUUGAGGGUUUCCUUCUGAUUUCUACUGACCUGGCACAUGAAACAGUCUCUAAACAACAGCCAAAUCUCCACACCUGGGGAGGUCUGAACCUGCUAAACCGACCAUGGAGAGAACAGCCAACCCGCUGA